Messenger RNA from Pipra filicauda (Wire-tailed manakin), 2771 nucleotides. Its product is annotated as 3 beta-hydroxysteroid dehydrogenase type 7-like. The record is from RefSeq and is a predicted model, not a curated record. Gene Ontology annotation, molecular function: 3-beta-hydroxy-Delta5-steroid dehydrogenase (NAD+) activity. NCBI's taxonomy places the organism in Eukaryota, Metazoa, Chordata, Aves, Passeriformes, Pipridae. The transcript has 6 exons. Gene Ontology annotation, biological process: steroid biosynthetic process. The coding region runs from base 43 to 1158 and encodes 371 amino acids.
AGAAGGAUCCUGGCACCUUCAACCUCAGAAACAUCUUCAGAAAUGGAUGGGACCUGGGUCUACCUGGUGACAGGAGGAUGUGGGUUUAUCGGGGAGAAGAUCGUAGAGCUCCUGUCUGAACAAGACUACAUCAAAGAAGUCAGAGUUUUUGAUUCAGUAGCAAAAGGAGAAGUAGAAUAUCUCACCACAGCCACCACUCGUGUGACAGCGGUGAAAGGAGACGUGCGGGACUACGAGGGGCUCCUGGCUGCCAUGCAGGGGGUGCACGUGGUGAUCCACACGGCUGCCCUCGUGGACUACAGAGGCACAGUGCCCUUCUGGGAGAUGAGAGCCGUCAAUGUGGGGGGUACUGAAAAUGUGUUGAGGGCCUGCCGUGCCCUGGACGUUCCAUACCUUGUCCACACGAGCUCCGUUGCCGCGGUGGGACCCAACACCUCGUGUGAGCCCAUGUUCAGAGGAAAUGAGGACACUGAGUACAGCGGGGAAGUGGAGCUGCCCUAUGGGAAGACAAAAGCCAUGGCAGAAAAACUAGUACUUGAAGCCAACGGAAAAAAGCUGAGCCAUGGUGGUAAGCUCACCACCUGCAUCAUCCGAGCCAACACCGUGUAUGGGGAGAAGGCAGCGUUUCUCCAGGAGCUCUACCGGGGGGCCAAGGCCAGGAAGGGUGUCCUGAACUUCCUGGAGCCUGAGGACUCGGAGCGGAAUCACACCUACGUGGGGAACGUUGCAUGGAUGCAUGUCCUUGCAGCAAGGAACUUGCAGCUGAAACCAGGCUUACUGGCAGGACAAGUGUACUAUUCCUAUGAUGACACUCCAACCAGGAAAGGUUUCCUGGUCAGGCACCAGCUGCUGUCCACUGCAGACCCCUCGGUGAGACUGGGCUCCCACAUCCCCUACUGGAAGAUGUGGUUAAUGAUACAACUGCACAAGAUAAUCAGGGUCAUCUUGUUGCCCUUCUGGAAGCCACAGCCUUUCCUAAACCUGCCUUUGCUGAACACAAUAGUCACCACCUUCUCCUACGAGACAGACAAAGCCUCCAGGCACUUCGGGUACAAACCCCUGUUCACCUGGAACGAGAGCAGGCACAGAACUGCCCAGUGGCUGAGAGCAGCUGUGGGGAACCUGGAACCCCCCCAGCUUCCCGGGAAGAAGAACUGAACCCCACUUUUGGGGUGAGGAGAUCGCUCAUCGCACCGGCAGGUUCCACCUGAGCUUCGCAGCACGUGCAGAUCUCUGGCAGGGACUUUGCAAACACUAAUCCUGGUGCUGAGACAGAGAAGGAGCAAAACUCUGAGGCUGCAAAUACAUACACCUGUCAUGCCAAAAUCUCAGCUAUUUUGUGUUGUCCUGUGAAACACCGGGGUGCAUUCGAAAGCUUCCUCUCUUGCAGCCACGUGGGCCUCAGUCACUGCCAUGGUGCCACCACUGCAUGGGGUCACUCCUGGGAACAGGACAGACAGGCUCAGGUGAGAAAGGGUGCUCAAAAACCACCUUUUUCAUGAAAUUAGUUAACCAGUUUUGUUCCACAGCCUAAGAAGCCAUGGCCUCAGACAACUGGUGGGAUGUCUGUACUGGCUCAUACACUAAAGGGUAUUCUUUUGUAUAAAAAGCAGACUUUUUUGUAUGAAAAGUGAUACUUUUGGGGAAGAUGAGGAAAACCCAGCAAGUUCUUGUUCUGCUUUAGGGUUUAAUAAACAGAAAAAAAAAAAAAUCAACCUCUUUUCCAGAACUACCUUUUGCAAGAUGCUUCCUGUUAUUUUUGACACGUAGAAUAUUACAUCUGUUUAGAAAUAUUACCCCUCUAAAAAGAAACCUCCAACCUCUUGUGCUAACAAUGUAUAGGCUUAAUUCCUAAUUGCAUGGCCGGAGAACUGAUGUCUACAAGCUCAAAGGUGGGGCUCAUAUAUUUUUAAGUCUGUCACAGCACUCCAGCAGCAAAGCAAAGCAGAUUAAAGCCCACGUUCAGCUGCUGUGCUGGCAAACAGCAACUUCAAGUGAAGGCCUGAGGGGCUGCAUUUAUGAUAAAUAACGUUUGAACUUCAGGAGGGAGAGGUCACUUCAGCUCAUUCCGUGGCACUGCAGCUACACAGUCCAUCUGGGAGCAGCGUUUCACAGAUGAUAUUUUCCUCACACAGAUGGGGACAGGCACUUCCAGAAAAUUCACAACAAAACUGUGGUUUCUAUCAGUUUAUCGGCUUCUCUAUUUUUAAGACAUACGGAGGGGCUGCUAAAUCUACAUUAUGCACAGCUGAGAUUUCAGUUUUCACUCGAGCUUGGAGGAAUGGGGCAUUUUUACAAUGCUGGUUCAAAUCUAAAAUUAACUCUGUUGGUAUCACACUUCUGUGUUCUUGAAUACAUACCCAUCUCAAGUGUUCCUAGAGUAAAAGUGUGCACAUGCACAAAUCAAAGCUUAUUUUAAUUACGAGCACCCCAAUAAUCCUGGAAAAAGCAAGUUUCAGCAUGGCGUCCUUGACAGAAAUUAUCAAAAUUUGCUUCCUGUUAGUCCCUGUAAUUACCCAGGAAGGAAAGUGGAGCAAUCCAGCGUGAGCUGCCAAGUUGCAUUUGCUGAAACUCACUCUCACAUUCACUCUUUUUCAAAACGAGCUUGCAAAUCAGAAAUCAGUCGCUCUGGUAAUUCAUUACUAACUUUAUAUAACAAAUAAAUUCGGGCAAAACUGUUGCAGUCUGCUCACAGGGAAUUUGAAAGGUUGAAGUGUGUAAGUGAGCAGCUCCCUACUGGUUUUUCCCCCCUACCAUUUGUGAUUGGGGGG